Prosopis cineraria is the source of this 1567-nucleotide messenger RNA. RefSeq names its product SH3 domain-containing protein 2-like. The coding region runs from base 139 to 1242 and encodes 367 amino acids. Lineage: Eukaryota; Viridiplantae; Streptophyta; Magnoliopsida; Fabales; Fabaceae. The transcript has 11 exons. The record is from RefSeq and is a predicted model, not a curated record. Gene Ontology annotation, molecular function: protein binding.
UUAUAGUCCCAACCCAACCUUUAUAUUCUCUACAGUUCUCCUUCAACUCUCGCUUCUGUUCCCUUCUCCUCUCUUCUGUUCCCUCUCUUCCCAGCUUUACUUUUUUGCCAAUCUCUGCUCACAGAAAGAUCCAGGAGAAUGGAUGCAAUAAGGAAGCAGGCUAGCAAAUUAAGGGAGCAAGUUGCCAAGCAGCAGCAGGCUAUACUUAGACAACUAGGCCAAAUUAGCAAUGAACCGCUUAUAACAGACGAAUCAGAAGUUCAAUGUCACCAACAACUGCGAAAAUUAUACAAUUCUACUAAGGUAGCCAAGAAUUUUCAGCGGCAUAUUGUGCGUGGUAUUGAAGGUUUAACCUCUGUUAGUUCAAAGCAGAUGGAGAUAGUAAGGAAGUUGGCAAAAGAAUGUUGUAAGUACGGGACUGAGAAUGAAAGCAGUAAAUAUCCUCUUGCAAGGGCUUCUCUUCACAUGGGUAACUCAUAUGAUUUAAUGCAAAAUGAAAGGGAGACUUUGCUUGCAAUCUACAGUCAUCAGGUCUCUGAGCCAUUACGGGCACAAAUUACAGGAGCUCCUUUAGAGGAUGCACGCCACCUUGCUUAUCGCUAUGACAAACUUUUUCAAGAGGUAGAAGCUCAGGCUGCUGAAGUUUUGAGGCGUCGAUCAAAGUUGAGGGAUUCUUCUGUUUCUGCAGAGAACUCCAUGAAGCUUCAAAAUGCAGAGGCAAGGUUGAAAGAACUUAAAUCAGCCUUGGUAGCGCUUGGUAGAGAAGCAACUGCUGCUAUGGUGUCAGUUGAAGAUCAACAACAACAGAUAACUCUUAAGAGCCUUCAUACAAUGGUGGAUGCUGAGAGAGCUUAUCAUGAGCAUGCCCUUGUUAUUUUAGAGAAGCUUUAUUCUGAGAUGAUUCUGGAGAAGCAAUCAAAGGAGUCUCCUGCCAUUCCAGUGCCAAGAGAUGGAUACAAUCAACCUGUAUCUGAGAAUGCUAAUCUGAAUGGUUUUGAUCAUCAAAGCACCAAUCCGAUGGGCACCUAUUAUUUUGCGAAGGUGGUACACCCAUUUGAUGCUCAAGCUGAGGGAGAGUUAAGUUUAUCAGUUGAUGAUUACGUUGUAGUUCGGCAGGUUUCUCCCCAUGGAUGGUCUGAAGGAUUAUGCAAAGGCGAUGCUGGAUGGUUUCCCUCAGCAUAUGUAGAGAGACAGGACAAAAUACCAGCGAGCACGAUAAUGGAGAUAACUUCAACAUCUUGAUCUUUGUUUAGUUUCUGCAAAACCUGUAUAUUCUAACUCUCUUCAUAGGUCUCUUCCUGCGAACGAGUUGGUUCUCUGCAACAUGUUGGGUAAGCAAGCAUGAAUUGUUAUAUAUGUGUGGCAGUUUAUAGGUGUAGAUCAGCCUGUGAUAAUAGAUGAGUGUGCUUAUAUCCUACGGCAUCCUUGUAAAGAGUGUAAUUUUCCACGUUAGCAGAAUCUUGACAAGGUGGAUAAAUGAGUAGUUUUAGUGUUUCCUGAUUAGGAAUUUGUGUGGAAUUGCAUUAUUUUAUCAAUGCAUUAUCAAUAUCAAUUAUUAUUAUUAUUA